AUGAAGCUCCUAUACUUCGACAACCAGUUUCCUAAUGAAGAUCUACAGGAGCUCUACCGUGGACUUGCUGUUCGGAGCAAGGACAGAGGACAUCCACUCUUAGCACGAUUUAUUGAUAAUGCAACUUCUGCCGUACGAGAAGAGUUGCGGCUCCUGUCUUCUGCGCAGAGGGCCUUGUUCCCUCCUUUUGAGAGUGUGUUUGAUUUCUCCGACCACCCUCAGCUUCGCAAAGGGCCACUUUGUGGUUCAGUAGAGGGCGUUCUGCUCUGCGUCCUCCAACUCGCAAUUCUCAUAGGGUACUUCGAGGACCACCCAGAGGAAUUUGCCCUAGAUCCGGCCGACACCAAUCUCACCGGUUUGGGCACCGGACUCUUGGCCACUGCAGCUGUUUCGAUUGCUCCUACCUUGGCGGAACUCCCUUGGGUUGCCGCGGAAGUCGUGAGAGUUGCGUUCCGACUCGGCGUUCAUGUGGAUGGCGUUUCGGAGAAUCUUGAGCCCCGCGAUCUGUCUGGCGGGACACCCGAUACGUGGGCCGCUGUCAUCCCCGGCAUUUCGCCCGACGAUGUUCAGCGAGAGCUAGAGGCUUAUCGCCAGAAAGAGCAUAUACCGGAAUCGGGCAAAAUCUUCAUUAGUGCCCUCAGCAGAACAUCAGUGACUAUCAGCGGACCACCAUCAAGACUCAAGGUUCUGUUCCGUGACCACGACUUCUUCCGGGAUAGGCAAUAUAUUAAUUUGCCAGUAUAUGGUGGUCUCUGCCAUGCAGGACAUGUCUUUGGCCAAAGCAAUGUGCGAACCGUAGUCCGCACAAAGCAAAUGGAGCUAGUUGACUCUAGGCUGAAACCUCGAGUUCCUGUUUUCUCAACGUCAACUGGAGAGCCAUACAAGGUCGACAGUGCAGCAGGACUGUUUGAAGCGAUCGUCUCUGAAUUGCUCACCCAAGCCAUUCAAUGGGACAAGGUCGUCGAUGGCAUUGUCGAGAAGAUCGAUGAGUCCUCUGACCCAGCUAUUCAAGUAGCGGUCUUCGGCAAAUCGCAGGCAACCAAGGACCUUUUGACAGCUCUGAAAGGGGUACCUGGUCUGGAGGUUACUCCUCAAAAUCUGAAUGAAUGGGUUUCCAGGAGCCCAGAUGCCGACUUCAAGGGGCCACGAGGUCCCGCACAGUCCAAAAUCGCCAUCGUGGGUAUGUCGUGCAGACUACCCGGUGGGGCGACUAACACCGAGAAGUUCUGGGAGCUUCUUGAAAAGGGACUGGAUGUGCAUCGAAGGAUACCAGCCGAUCGAUUUGAUCUUGAAACCCACUUUGAUCCCACCGGAAAAUCGAUGAACAAGACUCCGACCGAAUACGGCUGUUUCAUCGACGAGCCUGGUCUGUUCGAUGCGCCAUUCUUCAAUAUUUCCCCGAAGGAAGCCCAGCAAACUGACCCACAGGGACGACUCGCUUUGGUCACGGCUUAUGAGGCUCUCGAACGAGCUGGAUACGUUCCAAAUCGUCUGGGUCAAGGCCACUUCCUCACAACUGGUCCUAACGCUUGCAAGACGUGGGAUUCUGAGGCAGAUGGCUACUGCAGAGCUGACGCUGUCGGGUCUAUUGUUAUGAAGAGGCUGGAAGAUGCCGAGGCCGAUAACGAUAAUAUCAUGGGAGUCAUACUGUCCGCCGCUACUAAUCACUCAGCGGAAGCCAUUUCCAUUACUCAUCCACUCGCUGAGGCACAAUCAGAGCUCACUCGGAUGGUCAUGAAUCGAGCCGGCGUGGACCCUCUUGAUGUUGGCUUUGUAGAGAUGCAUGGCACUGGAACUCAAGCCGGCGAUAUGGAAGAAAUCAAGUCUGUUACGGACGUGUUCGCUCCCAUCGGCGGUGCGGCUCGGCGUCGCAGCCCCAAGCAACCACUCUACAUCGGCGCUGUCAAGUCUAAUGUUGGCCAUUCCGAGUCAGCAGCUGGCAUAACGGCCUUGAUCAAGGUGUUACUCAUGUUCCAGAAAGGCUUUAUUCCACGACACGUUGGUAUCAAGAACAGCCUCACGCCUAAAUUCCCCAAGGACAUUGGCAAACGCAAUGUUCAUAUCCCGUUCGAGCAAGUCCCGUGGCCUCGUAUCCCAGGCAAAAAGAGGAUAGCAGUUGUCAACAAUUUCAGCGCCGCUGGUGGAAACACGUCCAUCGCCAUUGAAGAGCCUCCAGUCAGACCAGAGCCUGAGCUCAGCGAUCCCCGUGCUGCUCACGUUGUUACUGUGUCUGCCAAGAGCAAGAAGUCGCUUGAAGGGAACCUGAAGAAGCUCAUCGCAUACUUGGAUGCAUACCCUGAUGUUUCAUUGGCCAGUCUCUCGUACACCACAACUGCUCGCCGGCAUCACCAUAGCUACCGUGUCACGGUCUGUGCCACAGAGACAGCGCUGGUCAAGAAGCAUCUUGAGUCGAAGCUGGCCGCUGUUGAUUCACAGAAGCCAAUCGCCGCACCUGGUUCAAACCCGAUUGCAUUUGCUUUCACUGGCCAAGGCGCAUCUUAUCGAUCAAUGAACUUGGAGCUUUAUCACGACUGUCCGUUCUUCCGGUCUCAAAUUCAGAACCUCGACUCUCUUGCGCAGUCACAAGGAUUCCCAUCAUUCAUACCAGCAGUGGACGGGAGCUUCCCACAAGAUCACGCUCACAGCCCCGUCGUAACGCAGCUGGCUUUGGUGAGCAUCGAGAUCGCACUUGCCAGGUAUUGGAACUUGCUGGGAAUCCAACCCAGCGUGGUCAUUGGGCACAGCCUAGGAGAAUACGCAGCGAUGCACGUCGCUGGAGUUCUAUCAGCGAGCGAUGCCAUUUAUCUAGUUGGAAAGAGGGCCCAACUCCUUGAGAAGAAGUGCCACAUUGGAAGUCACAAAAUGAUGGCUGUGACAGCCACACUGGAUGAGAUCGAAAAGAGCGCUGGCGGUGCACCCUACGAAGUUGCUUGCAUCAACGGGCCAAAGCAAGUCGUGCUGAGCGGGCCAUGUGGAGAGAUCGAUUCACUGGAGAAGGUUCUGAAGGACAACGGCCAUCGAUGCCAGGUCCUUGAGGUGGCUUUCGCGUUCCACUCAGCACAGACAGACGCAAUUCUGGACGAGUUUGAGGCCAUUGCAAAGACAUCUGUCGACUUCAAGGAGCCCCAGAUUCCCUUUGUCUCGUCACUUCUGUCUAAAGUCGUUUGCGAUAGCAAGACCCUGAAUGCCAACUACGUGCGGCGCGCAACCCGCGAAACUGUGGACUUCGUUGGAGCUCUUGAUACUGCUCAGAAGCAGGGUAUGAUCGAGGACUCGAUGGCAUGGAUUGAGAUAGGACCACACCCGGUCUGCAUGGGCUUUGUCAAGGCCAAUAUUCCAUCCACUACUGUUGCAGUACCGUCUAUUCGAAGAGGUCAGAGCAACUGGACAACUCUCGCGGAAACAAUGUCUGCAUUGCAUUCAGCCGGAGUCGAGGUCAAUUGGAACGAAUUCCACGGCCCAUUUGAGAACAAACUUCGUCUGCUAGACUUGCCAACCUACGCUUGGAAUGACAAGAAUUACUGGAUGCAGUACAAGGGAGACUGGUGUCUGACAAAGGGAAACACAUUUUAUGUUGGUGCUGAUAAGACUCAGAACCAGGCGCUCACUGCGCCGUUGCCUGAGUCGAGUCUCAGAACCUCUUCUGUCCACCAGAUCUUGGAAGAGAGCAUUUAUGCCGACUCAGGAAAAGUUGUGAUGCAGUCAGAUUUGAUGCAGAAAGAUUUCUUUGAUGCUGCACAUGGCCAUAGUAUGAAUGGGUGUGGUGUUGUCACUUCGUCCAUCCACGCUGAUAUUGCGUACACCCUUGGCGACUAUCUCUACAAAAAGAUCAGGCCCGAUGCAGGAAAGGUUGACAUGGAUGUGCGUGGAUUGAAUGUUCUCAAGGGCCUUGUGUCACAAAAGUACAUCAAAACACCACAGCUUGUCCGCGUGUCCGCCGAGAUCACCGACAUCGAUUCAGGCGUUGCACAGCUCAAAUGGUACAAUGUCACACCUACGGGAGAUGUCGAGGAUCCAUUUGCAAGCGCUGAGCUGCGCUUUGGUCAGGCCAAAGCAUGGCUCGAUUCUUGGAGCCCGAUGACACAUCUGAUUCAGAGCAGAAUCGAGGCUUUGGAGCAGAUGUCUGUCCGGGGCGAGGCAACGCGUUUCUCGCACAAUAUGGCAUAUCGCCUUUUUGCCAACAACCUUGUCGACUAUGCCUCCAAAUACCGUGGCAUGCAGUCAGUUGUUCUUCACGAGCUCGAGGCAUUCGCCGAAGUGACCCUGUCACAUGAGAAAGCCGGGUCCUGGACGAUACCACCGCAGUACAUCGACAGUGUCGCCCAUCUGGCAGGUUUCAUCAUGAAUUGCUCUGAUGCUAUGGAUACUCAGAACAACUUCUGUGUUACUCCAGGCUGGAAAUCCAUGCGCUUUGCCACCAAGUUCGAGGCUGGUGCCAAAUAUAGGUCCUACGUGAAGAUGAUACCUACAGCGGAGGAUCCUUCAGUCUUCAUGGGUGAUGUGUAUAUCUUGCAGAAUGAUGCCAUCGUUGGCAUGGUCGGAGGAAUCACGUUCCGAAAAUAUCCACGAGUCCUUCUCAACCGUUUCUUCUCGCCACCUGACGCCGACCAGGCUAAGACCGCUUCCAAAGCGGCUGCGCCAGCCAAGCCUUUGCCUGCUCCUAAGCCCAAGGCGGCGACAGAGCCUGUGAAAAGCAAGGGAGCGCCGGAGCCAGCGCAGGCGGCUUGGAGUACAUCUUCAGGCGCAUCUACACCACUGGAGCCAAUGUGGACGCCCAGUAUCGAAAAGAGCGAAAUGACUGAGCCAGCUACUCCCAUAGAGCCUUCUGCACAGAAAAUCCCCGCACCCCUUGCCGCGAAUGCUGAAGCCGAUGCUGGCGAGGGCAGUGACCUUGCUGACAAGGCCAUGAGACUCAUCGCCGAUGAGACGGCGAUAGAUGAAGCAGACCUUGUCAACGAGGCGAGUUUUGCGAGCCUAGGUGUCGACAGUCUGAUGAGUCUGGUUAUCGCUGAGAAGUUUCGUGAUGAGCUGGGAGUGCAGGUCAGUGGUGGAUUGUUUCUGGAGUACCCAACUAUUGGUGAUUUGCGCGGCUGGCUGGUGGAGAAUUACAGUUAG
Diaporthe amygdali is the source of this 5115-nucleotide messenger RNA. Its product is annotated as polyketide. The transcript has 5 exons. The coding region runs from base 1 to 5115 and encodes 1704 amino acids. The record is from RefSeq and is a predicted model, not a curated record. Gene Ontology annotation, biological process: secondary metabolite biosynthetic process; fatty acid biosynthetic process. Gene Ontology annotation, molecular function: fatty acid synthase activity; phosphopantetheine binding. NCBI's taxonomy places the organism in Eukaryota, Fungi, Ascomycota, Sordariomycetes, Diaporthales, Diaporthaceae.